AUGGGCAUGAGUGAUGAUCGUGCUGCUCGGCAGGCCCAAAACCCGAACAGCCUGCUCGAUCCGGAAGUCAUCGUGAAGCGCACGAAAAGACGUCUUGAGGAGCUCGAGGUAGGGCUGAACGCGGAUCAUCCGUGGCUCGAUCCGGAUCCUCACCUGCGGAUUUUUGAGGAUCAGAAGCCUUGA
This is a messenger RNA of Dichomitus squalens LYAD-421 SS1, 183 nucleotides long. RefSeq lists its product as uncharacterized. The record is from RefSeq and is a predicted model, not a curated record. The transcript has 2 exons. Lineage: Eukaryota; Fungi; Basidiomycota; Agaricomycetes; Polyporales; Polyporaceae. Bases 1 to 183 code for a protein of 60 amino acids.